AUUAAGUUGGAGGAACCUCUCUAGUUUCCCCGCACGACGUCCGGAUUUAAUUUGAAGACGGACCACUUCCACUUCCGGUCCAGCUGUCAACAGACCCUGCAGCACACGUGUUUCCACAGUUAAAAUGCCGAAGACUCAGAGAGGAAAACCUGCGGAGAAAGUGGUUCAUCCGUACAGCCGGAAGGCAGCUUAUAUGGCCCGAGAGGAGUGCAGACUUAGGAGGAAAGAGAGGCAGAAGACUGAGAAAGCUAGUCGUCUGAGCAACAUUGGUGAGAAGCUCUUGUGGUUUCAGAGUGAGCUGGAUCCAGCUAAGGCAACUUACACAAAAAAAGAUGCCUGCGACAUCAUUGAGAGAUACCUCCAUAGAUUUGACUCUGAACUUGAGCAGAUUGAACUCAUGAAUGGGAUCAAAGGUCGGCAGGGUCGUCUCCAUGGCGCCAGAGAGGCCGUAAUCAAACAGACCAUCGAGCGAGAGCGGGCACAGUUUGAGGGCGUCGGUUUCGAAAUCCCGGACAUCAUCAAUGGAAAACAUCUGAAGACCUUUAGAGAGUGGACUGGGGACCUGAAGAAACUUCCGAAUAUUAAACUGCGCAAGGUCUCGAACAAAAGUUUAGAGUCAAAGAAGGAAGGGGAGGAGAAACAUGAGGGCGAGCAGGAUCAAGAGGAUGAUGAUGAUAAUGAGGAAGAUGGAAGCGAUUUGGACUGUGAGCAAAUGGAUGAGAUUUCAGACUCCCACUGAGACUCUUUAUGUUGGAGCUGCUGGAGUAUUAAGACUUCCUUUCAGCACACUUAAUGUGAUGUGUGAGAAGAUGCUGCUGCUAUUCUUGGACCGUCCACGAGAUGGUGCUACAGCCUCAAAUAGCAAAGUCAGAUUUUUUAUUUUUUAUUUUUAUUUUUUUUUUAGUCUGAACUCCUGCUAAAAGUUUCUCAGUGACUUCACACCAGCCUUUCAGAGGUUUCUACAUUCAUCGUUUAUUGCACAAACAAAUAUGCGUUUCAUGUAACCAGGAUGCUCCUUUUUAUUUAGAAAAAAGCUGUUGCGGUGGGUUUAAGACACAGAGGAAACUGUAUUAUCUGUGAGGUGAGAAACCAAAUCGAGACUAUAAAAGUGGACGUGUGAGUAACAGUCGCUUUGAGUAGGCCGACUUUGUGUCGGUUCGAAUCAAGAGAAAUGCUCAUAAUCUAAUGUAAAAACAUGAAUAGGUGGAAACCAUGAAAGCUCUAGUUACAUCGACAUAUAAAUAAAUGUUGUCCAGCUCAGGACCUCCGAAGCUGCAAACGACUGGGCUACUGUAGACUUUCUAUUUUAACAAAUAAUCUGACGAUAACUUUCAGACUAUUAUGUUUUUAGAUCUCAGACUGAGAUAAAGGUUCAGUUUACAAUCUGUUUCUCUACUUAUAACAUCUGACUCUUUGGUGCCUGAAGACCUGAUUGUCUAAAAGGAGAGUAAAGGCCUCAGUAUGCUUCAGAGCUUGUCACACAGGCCCGAUCAGUCAGGUUUAAAACAAGCUCAAGCUAUUGUUUUUUUUGUUUUUUUUAUCCUGCCUCACUCUCACUUUUGACAACUUUUCCAAAUUCAUUAAAAACUUUUGAGUAGUGUGUCUGCGGGUCAUAGAUCUGCACUUGGUGUAAAGUGAUUGGUUCAUAUGUUUUGUUCAAAAAUACGACAGCAGCUCAACUUCUAAAUGGAGAAGUCUCUUAAUGGCAGUGAACACCAGGGGCACAGAUGUGUUACAGAUAUCAGAGUCUGGCUACAGUGACUGAAUCUGGAGCGUUUCAGAGUAGCCCUCAUCUGCUAUAAUGUUGUAUCUCUGAUUCUACAGUUCAUGC
Messenger RNA from Oreochromis niloticus (Nile tilapia), 1831 nucleotides. RefSeq names its product translation machinery associated 16 homolog (gene tma16). The record is from RefSeq and is a predicted model, not a curated record. Gene Ontology annotation, cellular component: nucleus. The transcript has 7 exons. The coding region runs from base 125 to 739 and encodes 204 amino acids. NCBI's taxonomy places the organism in Eukaryota, Metazoa, Chordata, Actinopteri, Cichliformes, Cichlidae.